Molecule: messenger RNA, 2699 nt
Organism: Micropterus salmoides (largemouth bass)
Lineage: Eukaryota; Metazoa; Chordata; Actinopteri; Centrarchiformes; Centrarchidae
Gene: nmt1a
Product: N-myristoyltransferase 1a
Exons: 12
Coding region: 51-1508 (485 amino acids)
Biological process (GO): N-terminal peptidyl-glycine N-myristoylation
Cellular component (GO): cytoplasm
Molecular function (GO): glycylpeptide N-tetradecanoyltransferase activity
Source: RefSeq, a predicted model, not a curated record
GGUUUAAAGCCAUCGAUGGCACGCGGUGCCUCCUCACUUCCUGGUUGAAGAUGGCGGAUGAGAAUGAGACAGCACCGAUGCCGGAGAAAGAAGAUGUAGAGGACCACGGACACUGCAGCGACUGUGAAAAUGAAGAUCACCACUUUGACGACGGUGACAGAGGUCUGGGUGAUGACACUGGCGCUAAGAAGAAGAAAAAGAAGCAGAAAAAGAAGAAGAAAUCUGGUGCCACAGAAGCAGUUCAGGACCCCCUUGCCAAGGUGAAUUCGUUGCCCGCUGAUAAACUACAGGAGAUCCAAAAGGCCAUUGAACUGUUCUCUGUAGGCCAAGGCCCCGCCAAAACCAUGGAAGAGGCAACUCGGAGGAGUUACCAGUUUUGGGACACACAGCCCGUGCCCAAGCUAGGGGAGACCGUGACAUCGCAUGGCUCCAUUGAACCUGACAAAGACAACAUUCGUGAAGAGCCAUACAGCCUCCCACAGGGCUUCAGCUGGGACACCCUCGACUUGGGGAACCCUGCUGUGCUGAAGGAGCUUUACACGCUUCUGAAUGAGAAUUAUGUUGAAGAUGAUGACAACAUGUUCCGAUUUGACUACUCCCCUGAAUUCCUGCUCUGGGCCCUGCGACCCCCUGGCUGGUUGCCCCAGUGGCAUUGUGGGGUGAGAGUUAACUCCAACCAGAAGCUGGUAGGCUUCAUCAGUGCCAUUCCUGCUUCCAUCUGUAUCUACGAUAUCGAAAAGAAAAUGGUUGAGAUCAAUUUCCUCUGCGUCCACAAGAAGCUUCGCUCCAAACGAGUUGCCCCAGUCCUGAUAAGAGAAAUCACCAGACGGGUCAACCUGCAGGGGAUCUUUCAGGCUGUCUACACUGCUGGAGUGGUGCUGCCCAAACCUGUGGGCACAUGCAGGUACUGGCACCGCUCUUUGAACCCACGCAAAUUAAUCGAGGUGAAGUUCUCCCACCUGAGCAGGAACAUGACUAUGCAGCGCACCAUGAAGUUGUACCGCCUGCCUGAGGCUCCUAAGACUCAAGGUCUGCGGCCGAUGACCAAGAAGGAUGUGCCGGUGGUGCAUCGCCUCCUGCGUGAAUACCUGAGCCAGUUCAACCUGGCGCCUGCCAUGAACCAGGAAGAGGUGGAACACUGGCUGCUGCCCCGGGAGAAUAUUAUUGACACUUACCUGGUGGAGAACAAUGGUAAGGUGACUGACUUCCUGAGUUUCUACACACUGCCUUCUACCAUUAUGAACCACCCUGUGCACCGCAGUCUAAAAGCGGCAUACUCCUUCUACAAUGUGCACACCACCACCCCCCUGCUGGACUUGAUGUCUGAUGCCCUCAUCCUGGCCAAAUCGAAAGGGUUUGACGUCUUCAACGCACUGGAUCUAAUGGAAAACAAGACAUUUUUGGAGAAGCUUAAGUUCGGCAUCGGUGAUGGAAAUCUACAGUAUUACCUGUACAAUUGGAAGUGUCCCAGCAUGGGUUCAGAAAAGGUUGGGUUGGUGCUGCAGUGACAUCCCUUUACGCCACACACACAAGUGUCACCAACAGGCCAGGAGACCACACCAUCGCACUGACCACCUGACGGAUGGACUGACUUCCUGCUUCAGGAACUGAAAACCCACCGCCCAUUUUUACUUUUUUGACCUUUUGAACUUUGAUCUGCACUACCGCUGCCAGGCGGGGAGGCAGGGAGAGUCUUCGUGCUCUUCCUUCUCCCUCGAUCACAUGGACCUUAAGCCAAUGUAGUUACCAUCCCAAACAACUGUAUUUCAUCUGAGAGCUGUCUUGAUUGUACCAAACACACAUACACACAAGAACAGUUUGCACAAAUACCAAGCACUCACUGUUGGCAUACCUACAAAAACAUACAAUACAUGUAAAUAAUAUCAAACAUUACUGCGGAUUAUGCCCUAACACAUACAAACUAGAACAUACGGUUUUAUUUUAUUCCUAAACGUUGGAAGUGCUUUUUGCAAUUAAAAUAAAUCUGUCAUCCUUCAGUUUUAGAGAUAAACAAAAAUGAAAAAUCAAAAUGAUGAAAAAAUAUUUUAAAGAGGAAAAGGUUAAAAAAGGUGAGGUAAUAAAUACCAAAAGUGGACACCAGAUAAGGGCUUCUGUUAAGAUUUCUCUUGUCAUGCUUGACCCUGUGUCUCUUUUUAAAAAAAAAAAAAAAAAGAAAAUUUUCAUCAGACCCUUUGUUCUGUCAAUCAUUAUGGAGUUGUUUUAGCACUGCUUGAAGAUUUUUAUGCCAGAGUUGGCAUUUGUCUUAUGGAGUUCGUCUCAUCUGUCAUGACCCUCCUCCCCAGUUUACUGCACUAACAGAAGACUGAUUACAAUGGAGCAGCUCAGUUGGAAACAAAAAAAAUCAGAAUGGUUGCAGACGAGAACACAUUUUGUCAGCAGGGAUCAGAUUUUUAAUGACACCUCUUGAUUAAACUGUGUCCGUUUCAAUGUCCACCCUUAUGCGCUCUCAGGCUGGAAAGGUCUGCAAACACUUCAGUUGAGGUGGGAAAUGUGCCUGAGCGUUAUUUCGAAGACUUGUUGAGUUCAGGAUUCUGACUUUGCUUGAGGGAAUCAAGUGUUGAAAAUAAUCAUGAACAUUAAUAUAAGAAAAUAGAAAAGCUGAUAGAUCUAGCAAAAGUUUAAAUGCACACGGCACCUCCUGUGUUUAGUUCUUUGCUGUAUAAAGGCAUGAUCAUGGU